Molecule: messenger RNA, 861 nt
Organism: Camelina sativa (false flax)
Lineage: Eukaryota; Viridiplantae; Streptophyta; Magnoliopsida; Brassicales; Brassicaceae
Product: lysine--tRNA ligase, cytoplasmic-like
Biological process (GO): lysyl-tRNA aminoacylation
Cellular component (GO): cytoplasm; cytosol
Molecular function (GO): lysine-tRNA ligase activity; tRNA binding; ATP binding
Source: RefSeq, a predicted model, not a curated record
AUGUUGCUGAUACUACUUUUCUCUGUUUUGCUGUGUCAGGAUUCUCGAUUUCGCCUGCGUUUUCUUGACAUGAUGUUGAACAAGGAGGUUCGCCAGAUAAUUACGGCCAAAGCUAAUGUCACUGACUACAUCCGCACUUUCCUGAAGAAUAAAAAUUUCCUGGAGUUUGUGACGCCUAUCAUGAACAUGAAUGCUGGUGGUGCAGCUGCCAGACCCUUUGUGACACAUCACAAUGAUCUGAACAUGAAUCUUUACAUGCGUAUCGCACCUGAACUCUUUCUUAAGCAACUUGUUGUCGGUGGAUUUGACCGUGUUUUUGAGAUAGGAAAUCAAUUCAGGAAUGAGGGUAUUGACAUGACACACAAUCCGGAGUUCACCACUUGCGAGUUCUAUAUGGCUUAUGCAGACUACUAUGACUUGAUGGAAAUGACCGAGGAUAUGUUGAGUGGUAUGGUAAAGGAACUUACAGGUGGUUACAAAAUCAAGUAUCAUGCUAAUGGAUAUGAUAAGGAUCCAAUUGAAAUCGACUUCACCCCUCCAUUUAGGAGGAUUGAGAUGAUAGGGGAGUUAGAGAAGGUGGCUAACCUCAAUAUACCAAAAGACUUGGCUAGUGAAGAAGCUAACAAAUAUCUGGUUGAUGCAUGUGCGAGGCUUCAUGUCAUAUGCCCUCCUCCUUUGACAACAGCUCGUCUUUUGGAUACACUUGUUGGAGAAUUUCUUGAAGAAAUGUGUGUGAACCCAACUUUCAUCAUCAACCAUCCAGUGAUCAUGAGUCCCUUGGCAAAAUGGCACAGAUCGGACAAUGCUUUGACUGAAAGAUUUGAGCUUUUCAUCAACAAACAUGAAGUAAGUAAAAGCUGA